GAUGACCUCUGGGAUCGACUAAGUUGGUCUUUGGCGACUGACAGUCCACAAUGGAGGGAGCCAAUGUUAAUAUGACACAGUCAAUGCAGGAUGAUGUUUCUAAAACUAGACAAGUAUCCGUGGAAGAAUAUGACAAAAAAUGUAUUUUUUGCAGGAUUGUCAACAAUGAAAUGGGCACGGAACUUCUGCACUCUGAUGAAGAGAUCUCAUGUUUCAGAGACAUCAAACCUGGAGCUCCGCACCAUUACCUAGUGGUCCCUACUAAACAUGUUGGGAACUGUAAAUCACUCAGCAAAGAACAUGUGCCUUUAGUGAAACGCAUGGUGGAGCUAGGGAAGGAGAUCCUGCAAAAGAACGAUGUGACGGCUCUCAGUGACGUCAGGUUUGGUUUCCAUUGGCCCCCAUUCUGUUCAGUCACACAUCUACAUCUUCACGUUCUGGCACCUGCUAGCCAGAUGGGCUUCAUGUCUCGCCUAAUCUACAGACUAAAUUCUUAUUGGUUUAUUACAGCAGAGCAACUGAUAGAGCAUCUCAACUCCAAGGGGGAAACUAAAUGAUGACAUACUGUGGGUCCAACUCUUGAAUUUUGCAUCUAUGAGGUGACUCAGGGAUCUGUGGUUCCAUUCUAAUUAUCAUGUUGGAUGAUACAGAUAGUCUGUGUUUGAAUGCUGUCAAAAAAUUAUACCUUAGUUAUUUUCUUCCUUAACAAACACUAUCACAUUUGAAGUUGGAUGUUAACUUGAUAGUAAGCUGAAUUUGAGGCAGGUGUCAUAUGGUGUAAUUCAAAUCUACAUUAUCAAAAUGUUGCUCAUUGAUGAAAGCGCUGUUUUCUUAAGGAAAAUGCCAUGAUCAAUGUAACAUCAGACCUUACCAUGACAUGCAGUAACAUACACACGAGUACAAUGACUACCUCAGGUAUGUGGCAUCAUUACUGCUGGGUAUUUAGUAACAUUGGAAACAAGAGUGGAAGCAUCAAGUAGCAUCUGCAUGAACUAUUUACAAGUUUCCUUUUAAGUGAAAACAAGUAAGUAAUCCUGACGUUGGAAGUUAAGUAUGCCAAAGGACCCGUGCAAGUAUUUUGACUGGCUUGUUAAUAUAUCUGUAUGUGAAAAUUGAUUUAUUUUCCUGUCUGUAAGUCAGUGAUGAGGUGAUUGGUUGUAUUAUGUAAAUGAGAUGUAAAGACAGGGAAUCAUACUCUCUAA
Dunckerocampus dactyliophorus (ringed pipefish) is the source of this 1202-nucleotide messenger RNA. RefSeq names its product histidine triad nucleotide binding protein 3 (gene hint3). Gene Ontology annotation, molecular function: catalytic activity. Bases 51 to 557 code for a protein of 168 amino acids. NCBI's taxonomy places the organism in Eukaryota, Metazoa, Chordata, Actinopteri, Syngnathiformes, Syngnathidae. The record is from RefSeq and is a predicted model, not a curated record. The transcript is spliced from 5 exons.